Messenger RNA from Stylonychia lemnae, 2895 nucleotides. Lineage: Eukaryota; Ciliophora; Spirotrichea; Sporadotrichida; Oxytrichidae. The record is from the annotation of a GenBank genome assembly.
AUGGAGAGGAGACAAUAAUCAAAUACCUCAAAGGUAGAUUUUUAGGCAAAGUAAAAAAAUAUUUGGAUAUAAUAAUUUUAGGGUGGAUUUGCUAAAUGCUAUGAGCUUAGAUAUGUGGAUCCUAUCAAUGUACAGUAAAAGAAUAGGGUGUUCGCAGUCAAAGUAGUUCCAAAAGCCAGUCUUACAAGAACCAAGGCAAGAUAAAAAGACAAGGAAAAUGUUUACAUACUUCUAGAGAUCUGCUAAAACUAAUCUCUUAAUGAAUUAGUCAGAAGGCGCAAGAGACUCACUGAAUUAGAAGCUCAGAGCUAUCUUUUAUAACUUAUUAGGGCAUGCGAAUAUCUGCACAAAUUUAGAGUUAUUCACAGAGAUCUCAAACUUGGAAAUUUAUUCUUAUCUGACAGAAUGCAAUUGAAGGUGGGAGAUUUUGGAUUAGCUGCUAAAGUCGUAUUUGAGGGAGAAAAGAAAAGGACAAUAUGUGGAACACCAAAUUACAUAGCGCCAGAAAUCCUUGAUGCAAAAAUUGGACAUUCCUAUGAGGUUGAUUACUGGUCUAUAGGUGUUAUUUUGUACACCCUGCUAGUCGGUAGACCACCCUUUGAAUCCCCAGAAGUUAAAUAGACUUACAAAAAAAUCAAGGCAAAUUAGUACUCCUUCCCAGAAAAUAUUCCCAUCUCAGAGCAGGCAAAGGAUUUUGUCAGAUAAUUACUAAGGACUGAUCCCUCAUAAAGAAUGAACCUCAAAGAAAUGCUCGCUCAUGAUUUUAUGACAAUGAAUAAGAUUCCUGAACUUAUGCCAAUUUCUACCUUAGUCUGUCCACCCUCAACUACUUUUAGUAAAUAAUUUCAGCCAAAUGGUGAGCUCAACAACUUGUAAUUUAACUAAACAGCUGCUGCACUAGGAGGUUUCAACUCAAUUCAAUCUGCAAGAUCCCCUACUAAUUUAGCAUUGACUUAAAAUACUCAAAGAGGAAUUGCUAGUGGAAAAGAAACGUAGAGAGCUAUGAAUAUGCCUGAUUUGAAUAACGGUUUGCUUGCUACAACGAGAGAUGCUAUUGGUAUCUCAGGAUAUUAAACUAUUUAGGAAGAGUAGUGUAAAACUCAAAGGGAAUAACUAAGAUAACCUACUUACAAUCUACUUUCAUAGUAAAUAACCCCAGUCAAUAAUAAUAACUUUACUAAUUAAAGUCCUAGAAAUAAUGAAUUUCAAUUUAAUAAAUCCAAUAGAGCUGAGUAGUAGCAUACUCCAGUUUAGCCCACAGGUAGACCAACAUCCUCUCCAUUUCAAAAUGAUAAGCUACUUUUCCCUAGUUGCACAGGUAUGAACUCAACACCUAGAAAUAAUAAUGAAAAGAGACUUUCCACAAAUACUGUACAAAGCAACAAUAAUUACAAGACUGAAUAGAAAAGCUCAUACUCACCAAGUCCUAAUCUAAACCAUCAGACAAGUUCUAAAAGAAUAAUUGAUAAAGAAAAUAAUUAUUUGACCAGUUCUAAUAAUGAAGAAUAGCACAAUGAACUAAACAAUCAGUUCAAAAAUAACGGUAAAGAUGAUAAAAAAGAUAUUGAGUAAAUAGCUAAAAUUGAGAUAACAAAUGCAGCCCAUUUUCCCAUUGAAAGCUUAGUAUCUUGCGACAAACUCCAAUAAAGAUGUGAAUUAAUAGUUUAAUAUGUAGAUUUCUCAAGCAAGUAUGGCAUGGGCUACAAACUAUCGAAUGGCUAGUAUGGUGUAUUAUUCAAUGAUUCAACCAAGAUUGUCUUGGAUGCUAAUCAUUUUCAUUUUGAUUACAUCCAAAGAAGUGCAAAUGGCCAAGAUGAAGAUGUCUAGUGUUUGAACUUUUUUAAUUACCCCAAGCAAUUGAACAAGAAAGUUAUACUCUUACAGCAUUUUAAGAGUUAUCUUGACGGGAAUCAAAAAUUUAAACCUUUAGAAUUCAAAUUUGAUGCUACCAACCCACCUUAAAGAUUAAAUGCCGCUUAGCCUAGUUAUCUGAAGAAAUGGAAGAGAGCUAAAAAAGCAAUCCUCUUUAGACUGAGCAAUAAGAUUAUCUAAGUUAUCUUUUAAGAUCUAUCAGAACUAAUCUUAUGCAGUGGUAACGGCAUUGUUACAUUUGUUAGUUCUAAGAAAUAAAUAAAGAAACUACCUCUUAGUAGCGAUCUUGAAAGUAAAGAUCCCAGCAUGUAUAAGAGACUAUAAUACUCGAAGGAAAUACUGAUAUAGAUGAUAAACAAAAAUGACAAUAAAAAUUAAAAAACUCCAACCACUGAUAAGAUUUAUAGUACUGUGACUUCAGACAGAAGCGGACUUAGAACAUUAGAAAAGACUUAAUAGCCAGAUACCCUGAUAAGUUCACUUGCUCAGAGUAAGCAAAGUGAAUUCUAAGUCUUACAGUCACAGAGAGGUAAUAUAGUAAAAGGACCAGGUGCUGAAUUAGUGAGUCUAAAGCACUACCAAAAUAAUCCUUCUAAUAGAGACUUGCAAACAGAGAGACUAUAAUAUGACUCUCUUUCAAGUACUUUGGCAAAGAGGACUAUAGAUGUGAACAACUAUAUGACCGAUCAAAAUUAUAUUUAAGAAGGAAGAAUGAAUGUAAAUUUGAAUAGUAACUUGAGGGGAAUGAAUAAUAAUGUAUACUCUGCAGGUCAAAGCAGACAUAUGUCUCAGUAUAAUGCCAAUCAGAACAAUUUCAAAACUGGUCCUGGAAGCCAUCAUAAUUAACAGACUCAUAGAGGAUCUCAACAGCAUCAUAAUCACUAAUUUGUCAAUGGAUCAAUUAAUAGCCAAAUAGGUAGUGCUAGUGUUAGUGGUAUGGCAACUUUGAGUACCAGUUCUAACUAGAAACAUUAAGUAAUGGGAGGAGGCAUAUCUUACAGAUACUAAACCAUCAAUCACUGA